Messenger RNA from Myotis lucifugus (little brown bat), 735 nucleotides. It is a transcript of the gene TSPAN16, whose product is annotated as tetraspanin 16. The record is from RefSeq and is a predicted model, not a curated record. The transcript is spliced from 7 exons. Gene Ontology annotation, cellular component: membrane. Lineage: Eukaryota; Metazoa; Chordata; Mammalia; Chiroptera; Vespertilionidae. The coding region runs from base 1 to 735 and encodes 244 amino acids.
AUGGCUGAAAUGCACACCCGCUAUUCUUCCUUGAAGAGACGGUUACUUUUCCUCAAUGGCUUCAUGGCUGUGUCUGGCGUGAUCCUCAUUGCCCUGGGCAUCUACGUCAAGUUCAGAGGGGCCGUCCUCACAAAAGUCCUCGGGCUGUCGUCCGUAUACCUGUUCCACGUUAGCUACCUGUGUCUGGUGCUGGGCUGCCUCACAGUGCUGCUGGGCUUCACCGUGUGGUAUGGCACAACCAAAGAAAGCAGAGGCAUUCUCUUGUUUAGCCUCCUGUGGAUGGUUGUCAUCCUCACUGUGGAGAUCACGGUCGCCACCUUGGUCCUUGCCUUCCUCCCAACUGCUCCAGAAGAAUCCCUGGAAUACAACUUUGUGACCCUGAAGAAGGAUUACAGGGGUUACAACGAGCCAGAUGACUUUUCCAUGGAAUGGAACUUGGUCAUGGAGAAGCUGAAGUGCUGCGGGGUGAAGAGCUACACAGAUUUUUCUGGUUCCUCCUUUGCGAAGACGACUGGCUACUCCUACCCCAGGAGCUGCUGCAAAUCCAUCGGGACUGCGGCCUGUACCGGGCACAACGCGUCCUCCGACAUCAUCCACCAGGAGGGCUGCUUCCCCAAGCUCCUGAAAAUAUCCACGACUCAGAGCGUCAACCUGAGUGUAGGCUCGCUGGGGGCAGCGGUGAUGCAGCUGCCAGGAGUUCUUACCACCUUGUUGCUGUUUGUGAAGCUGGGCUGA